This is a messenger RNA of Phytophthora nicotianae INRA-310, 3016 nucleotides long. RefSeq lists its product as hypothetical. Bases 80 to 1678 code for a protein of 532 amino acids. The transcript has 2 exons. The record is from RefSeq and is a predicted model, not a curated record. Lineage: Eukaryota; Oomycota; Peronosporomycetes; Peronosporales; Peronosporaceae.
GAACAUCUUUUGGUGUAGAUAGAAUACAUCAGGUGUAAGUCUUUGGUUGAAGCGAUCAAGCUUACAAGACCAAAGUGCGAUGCUGGAGUCUCUGGCGCGCACGCGGUUGCUGUACGGGGCGGUGGCCAUGUCGGCUGGCGUGUUUGUGUUCUCGUUCCUUCAGGAGCGUGAGGAGAUGGGGGAGCAGGAACUUGAGUCAGGGGAGCGUCCUGUGAGCACUGAGCUCUUCUUUCAGGCCAUGGAGAACAUGCCGCAGUUAUCUGCCCAGCAGAGGCUGGAAAUGCGGCGAUUCUGGCGUAAUUUGACCAACAGGAAGCUACAGAAACGACUAAGUAUCGGUAGCAGCGACUUAAUGGACGUAGAUCAGGAAAACAACACGGAACUGGUGGUCAGGGACGUACAGCUCUUCGCACAGGAGUACAAGCGCGUGUUCCCGGACAUUUUCCCGGAACAGCAAGUGCUAGACGCAGCGGAGAAAGCAGCGAAUGCAGCCGAUCAGCAGCCUACAGCGUGGAGCGACAUCGUGGGCAGUACGAGCACGAUGAUCAUGUCCACUGGAAAGAGAUUGAACCAUAUCGCAAAAGAUACGAAAGACGAAGUGCAAUUGGCCAUGCACCGCACAGUGAGGAAAGUGCUGGAGAGGGCGUUGGAUAUCGUAGCCGCGAGGUUGAAGCAUACACUGAAGGACCCAGAUAUGCCGAGCUAUCUGAAGACGAAUAUUGACAUUGGUAUUGAGCAAUUUAUGCCGGACGUCAAGAUGGAGAUUUUUAGGAAGACACGGGAGCUUUUCGGGCAAAAUUCAACAACAGCUGAGGAAAAAGCGGUUAAGGCGAAGAAAAGUGAAGAUGGCAGUGUACCACUAAGCGGAAGUGAAGGAGUUGGUGUCGCAGUCACGAACCGAAGAUUUGGUCUUUAUCGUCGUGUUCGCGGACAUAUUCUGCAUCAUUUGUUCCCUCAUGACAAGACGAUCUGGAGAUCAUUCAAGGACCCAUGGUGGAUCGCGUAUACGAGUGUGGGUAUUUUGCCCGUGGUGGGCCAGUUGUGGUGGAUCUUCCUGUUUAUCAUCAAGGACAAGACGAACGAGCAUCAGUUGUGUCAGUUCAUUGUGGGAUUCAAAGCUGCACAGUUUAUUACGCUUGGUAUCAUGCACAUGAUGCUUGGGGUCUUUAUGUACGUGAAAUGUGUGGUGCAAGGCUCCAUGCUGGCUUGUCAAAGUGGAAGUGGCCCUGCUCUGAGUGAAGGAACGGUAUGCUUCUUCGUACUUCAGAUUAUUCUGGUUUGGGCAGCGUUCUUCCGUUUGCCGUAUACUGUACGUCCUCAAGAAGUUGGGCUAUACCGGACAAAGUCCAUGGAGAUGCGGGAACGUCGUGUGUUUCACGAUGCCUUUGGCAACGAAGUGCAUCUGGAUCGUGGAGGCUACCUUAUGAAGUUUUGCGGGUACGAAACGGUAUCUUUCAUCAUCAUUAUGGCCCUCGCUGGUCUUGUGCUCUGGCUGCCAUUCGAAUCAUGGCAACGCCAAGCGUUGUUUUACUGGAUUCGAACUGCCUAUGGACUCUUCUCGCUCCCGUUUCUGGUGUUUAAGAUUCCUGUACUGGCGAAUGUUCUGAUGCACACUCGACAAAUGGGCUACAAUGAACAGGGUGAUACAGUCAGAUUCGUCAAGAAGCGACUUGAGUGAUCAGGUGGACAAAUAUGAACGUAUUUCUGGAUUAAUAAACGCGUCUGGUAACGAAGAUACAGACGAAAUGUCCCAAUGCAUUUCAUGAAUACUACGGUAGAUGUUUUACGCGAGCUCAUCGACGUCGGAUGACGUCGCUGGGCCUUGCCGUGCAUUGAGCGAGUCAUCUUUGAGUCGGUUAUUGCGGAGCAAAGCGUGCGUAGCACUAGCCAGUGACCUAAAAAUGCAGCAACAAUGUUAGUGACGGCAAGGAACCAAUUGUAGGGCUGCAAACUAUAACGUACGAGACAGAGAGCGCGAAGAUGACGGUAGGCAGCACGAAGAAGAGCAGAAACACCAUCGUCGCUGCAGAAGAUGCAACAUCAAAUCUAUCAGUAUUAAACUCACCACCGGAACCUUCGUACAUCAAACCCACAUCCUGUUGCUGCAAGCAGAAUAUCUUGCUCGCUGAGUCGUCGACCCAAGACUUCAAACCUGUCGGUCGGGAUCUCCUUCUUAGUGAGAAAUAUGUGCCAUCCGUAGCCCACAAUGAUGCACACCAGCAGCUGAACCGGGUGGAAGAACAACCUGCAACAAAUAACAAGUCAGCUUCCCAAUUGGAAUUGCAAUUAUUCAAUGACAAAACCCACAACAAGAAGGCGAAGACGCCGACCAUGAGCAGCAGAUAGUUGGUCAAGAAAUAGUUGGCGUUUGUCUUCAUACGCGCGAGCAUUCGGUGCUGCGGCGGCAGAUUGAACGGCUCCGUCUCGCCGAUCCCAGUGCAGCUGACGAGCGAGCGCAGCGAUGCGAUGGUCACGCGCUGCUGCAGCGUGUCGAGAAUAACGUGGCCAAGGUCCCGUUGGCUCAUAUCACGACUGCCGGCGUUCAGGUCCACAACGUCGAGCUUGCGCACUCGUGGAGAUGACGGCGGCGACAUGUGCGCGUGGAUGGAGCUGCUGUUGAGCAUUGGGGGCAUUGCAACGGACUCGACAGACGGAAAAGAAGUGCUUGAUGAGGGAUGAGCGAGUGAUGAAGCGCUAGGAGCCGAGCAGGCCAGCAGGUCCGCGGUGAUUGCUCCCGGUCCGCCAUGUAGCGUCUCUGCAUGGAGGGCAUGCUACAUUACCCGAAGAAGUCGAUAUUUCAUCGAAUUGAACAGGUUAUUGUAGCGAACGGACCAAUGGGAGACGAGAGAAGGUCUCUUUAUUGCGAUACAAUGUAACGACAAUUUUUAGGAGUUCAACAGCUGUCGCGCGACUUACUCGGAGGAUCGGUUCGGACUGGAAGCGAUUUGUCUUGGCCCUCUUCCCUCGCUCUCUGCGUCAAGCAAAUGCCUGGCGUAGUGCUUGCAGUGCAUGACCC